This is a messenger RNA of Microthlaspi erraticum, 939 nucleotides long. Lineage: Eukaryota; Viridiplantae; Streptophyta; Magnoliopsida; Brassicales; Brassicaceae. The record is from the annotation of a GenBank genome assembly.
AUGGAGCUUCCCCAGAAUCUGCAGUCACUCCACAUUGACAGCUGCGACGGACUAACUUCUUUGCCGGAGAGCCUAUCGGAAAGCUACCUCAGUCUCCAAGAACUCAUCAUCGUUGCUUGUCACUCUCUGGAAUCUCUCCCUCGGAGCCACCCUCCAACCACAUUGAGAACCCUAUACAUAAGAGACUGCGAGAAACUAAAUUAUUUCGCAGAGAGUUUGCAGCCAACGAGAAGUUACUCGCAGCUCGAGCACCUCUUCAUCGGAAGUAGCUGCAGCAAUCUCCUCAAUUUCCCUCUAUCCUUGUUUCUGAAGCUCAAAAGCCUCUCAAUUAGGGAUUGUGAAAGCUUCACGACUUUCUCGAUCCACGCCGGACUCGGAGACGACCGAAUUGCGCUUGAGUCACUGGAAAUUAGGGAUUGCCCAAAUCUGGAGAAAUUCCCGCAAGGAGGACUCCCAACGCCGAGACUCUCUUCGAUGUUACUCUCCAACUGUAAGAAUCUCCGAGCGUUACCGGAGAAAUUGCCCGGGCUCACUUCUCUCCUCCUCUGCGACAAGCUCACGCCGAGGAUCGAAUGGGGAUUGAGAGAUCUGGAAAAUCUCCGAAAUCUCGAGAUCGAAGGAGGAAACAACGACGUCGAAUCGUUUCCGGAUGAAGGGUUACUGCCAAGAAGUGUUUUUUCUCUGAGGAUAAGCGGUUUCGAAAACCUCAGGGCUCUGAAUCGCAAAGGGUUUCGAGAUACAAAAGCUCUCAAAACGAUGGAGAUCAACGGCUGUGGUAAGCUACGGAUAUCAUCGAUAGAUGAAGAUCUUCCUCCUUCCUUGACUUGCCUCCGAAUAAGCUCGUGUCCAUUGUUGGCGGAGAAUUUUGCUGACGCAGAAACAGAGUUGUUCUUGCGCGUUCCACAUGUAGAAAUCGACGGCGAGUUCUUCUUUUGUUGA